This is a messenger RNA of Spodoptera litura, 2853 nucleotides long. RefSeq names its product prolyl 4-hydroxylase subunit alpha-1 (gene PH4alphaEFB). Gene Ontology annotation, biological process: peptidyl-proline hydroxylation to 4-hydroxy-L-proline. Gene Ontology annotation, cellular component: endoplasmic reticulum. The record is from RefSeq and is a predicted model, not a curated record. Lineage: Eukaryota; Metazoa; Arthropoda; Insecta; Lepidoptera; Noctuidae. Gene Ontology annotation, molecular function: protein binding; procollagen-proline 4-dioxygenase activity; iron ion binding.
GUUGUUCAAUGGCAGUAUUUUGUUCGUUGACCCGCGAGCGGCUGCGUUGGCGCACGCCCGAAUGCGAACCGCGUUUGUUCUACAUCUACAUCCUAAUUUUCAAAUUGAUCUCUUUUCGGUGCUAUAGUGCAUAAAUAAAUAUUAGGUAUCUGAUUUAUUUUAGUGCGGUCUUUCAUUUAUUUUUAAAUAUAAUCGGCUUUUUCCUGGUACAUACUCGGUUUGCAGCCAAUAUGGUUCCUAAUUUGAACCUGCUGCACGUAAUAUGUUUCGCACUGUUAUUCGGUCUAUGCGUGCGCACGCAUGCCGAAUUAUUUACAGCAAUAGCAGACGUGGAACAUUUACUGGAGACACAUAAAAGGAUAAUAGAUGACCUAGAUUUUUAUAUUGAAAAGGAAGAGAAAAGGCUGUCAACACUGAAGAGGCAUUUGAACCUCUACAGGAAGGAACAUGAGAAGGCGAUGGAAGACAUUCCCAAUUAUUUGGGGAAUCCAAUCAACGCAUUUACUCUUAUAAAAAGACUGACAACAGAUCUUGAUCAUAUCGAAGAUAGUAUUAAGAUAGGAACAGAGUACACAAAGAAUAUAACAAUGAACCAUACGGAUGUGAAGUAUCCGACUUUAGAAGAUUUGGCUGGAGCUGCGCAGGCACUAACUAGACUUCAAGAGACUUACCAUCUCGAUGUGAAAGAUCUGUCAGAAGGAAAACUAAAUGGAGUUAUUUACAGUACUCCUAUGAGUGCAGGCGACUGUUACGAGUUGGGGCGUGCGCUGUACAACGAGAAGGACUAUAAAAACGCACGCGCUUGGAUGCACGAAGCGCUACGAAAGUACAAAGAGGAAAACACUACCUACUCCUUCAAAGAAUCUGAUAUAUUGGAAUACAUCGGCUUCUCUUAUUACUUACUUGGUGACACACGAAACGCUUUGGAGUGGACUCAUAAGCUAUUAGCAGUUGACCCGGCACACCCUCGGGCUAAAGGCAAUAUACCACACUACCAGAAGAGCAUUGCUGAAGAAGAACUUAGACUUAGGAAGGAACGGCGUGGGGAAACCGGUGCCGAGCCGGAACAGGAGAAACCAGCCCCUUCAACGGAAUAUGGACAAAAAGAGAGGAAAGCAUAUGAAGCUCUGUGCCGCGGUGAAGUCGACGUGCCACUCGAGAUCUCUAAAAAAUUAACAUGCCGUUACCUGACCGAGAACCACCCGUUCCUACGUCUGGCGCCCAUCAAGAUGGAAAUGAUGUACCUGAACCCUGAUAUUGUGAUAUUCCAUGAUGUCAUCAGCGAUGGGGAGAUUGAAACUGUUAAACGAAUGGCUAGGCCUAGGUUCAAACGAGCAGUUGUCCACGAUCCGAAGACCGGCGAGUUGGUACCAGCUCACUACCGUAUAAGCAAGUCGGCCUGGCUGCGCGACGGGGAGGCAGAGACCAUCGCUCGUAUUACUAGGCGAGUCUCACAUAUGACCGGCCUUAGCAUGGACUCCGCUGAAGAACUGCAAGUUGUCAAUUAUGGAAUCGGAGGCCAUUAUGAACCUCAUUACGAUUUUGCUAGGAAACGGGAAAAUGCUUUCGCUAAACAAGGAGGCAACAGGAUAGCUACAGUUCUCUUCUAUAUGUCAGACGUGGCGCAAGGCGGUGCCACGGUGUUCACGGAGCUGGGUCUGAGCGUGUUCCCAGUGAAGCGCGCCGCCGCGUUCUGGAUGAACCUGCAUCCCUCCGGCGAAGGAGACUUCGCCACCAGACACGCGGCCUGCCCCGUGCUGCAGGGCUCCAAGUGGGUAUGCAAUAAAUGGCUGCACCAAGGCGGGCAGGAGUUGCUGAAGCCGUGCAACUUGGAGUACCAGAAGGAGGGCAUCAUCCGCCAAAUCCCGCGACCAGUGCCCAAGACAUACAGGUAGAAUUACAAGUCCAUAUUACUGAAUAAGCUGUUCAAACAGAACUGAUUAGUGCAAAUAUAGUAAUCUGAUUAGUGAGCAAUUUGUUUAUUUGAUAACUGUAUACAUUUAGUAUACAUUCCUAAUCAGUCAAAAGUUGUUCUCAAAUAACAAAUACUAUUUAAUCUAUAAUCAUUAGAGAUGUACUGAAAAGGCUUUGGCCGACUGGCCCGCUAAUAGAUGAUAAAAUAGCUGAAUAUUUCCAUAAAAUAUGAUACUAGUUGCUAACGUUCAUUGCAUAUGUGAUCCAACAAGGACGUGCAUGCAUUUUAUUGGAACCCAUUACCGAAAAUUAAAAAAAAUAUUUUGAAAUAAGAAGUGAUUUGGCAACUCAUUCUUUUUUAAAUUUAUUAACAUAGAACUUCAUUUUUACUUUUUAGUUAUCAAAUGUAACACUAUGCCUUUUUAGCAAAUUGAAUUAAAGAUAAGUAGUAAAUAAUUAAGUAUUUAGCGUAUGUAAUAGUGUUGUGUUAAAACUAAUUAAUUAAUCUUGCCCAAUGAUCUAAUGAUAGACGUCUAAUAUCUCAAAUACAUAGAGGCUUCAGUGUUGCCGUUUUUCUGUAAAAUUAAUGUAAUUAUUUAUUACCUAUGUCGUUAUACAAAUAAGGUAACAUAGUUAAAUAGUACAUAUUAAUAUGUAUACAUAUUUAGAUCAAUUUGUUGAGUUAUACUAUAAUAUAUAUUUUUAUUAAAAUGUUAUAGAUUAUACUAUUAUUUUAAGUACAUUCAUAUAUUACGUUUAUAAAACCAGUCAUUUUAUUAAGUACAAUAAGUAACAAAUGAUACAAAUUAAGUUUAAUCUCAACAAAUGCAUUUAUACAAACAUUUAAAACAUAUCUAAUGUAUGACAAUAUUGCUUUAUUAGACGAUUAAUUAAUAAUAUAGAUAUAAUUAAUGCUUAAAAUUAAGUUGGCUGUAAUUA